AGUUGUAUCUUGUUCUGUGGUCUUUUCUGGAAAAUAUCAUAAAACAGCACCCGAUUACCUCUUGCUCGUGUUUUUAGCAACUGCCCGUAAUAAUCAGCGGCAACGAGUCCCAACAAAAGAAGUACUUGGGCAGAUUACUUGAGGAACCUUUAACGACGGCCUACGCCGUCACGGAACCGGGCGCCGGCUCGGACGUAAGCGGAGUAAAGACGAGCGCCGUUAAGAAAGGGGACGAGUGGAUUCUCAACGGACAAAAGCAGUGGAUAACCAACGGCGGCGUCGCGAAUUGGUAUUACGUGCUGGCGCGUACCGACCCGGACCCGAAGGCGCCGACGGGUAAGGCGUUUACCGGGUUUAUCGUCGAACGAGAUUGGCCCGGUGUUACACCGGGGAAGAAGGAGAUCAAUAUGGGACAGAGGGCGUCGAAUACUGCGUCCAUCACCUUUGAAGACGUUCGCGUACCAAAGGAGAACGUGCUGAUGGGCGAAGGUGCCGGAUUUAAAGUCAGCAUGAUGUUCUUUGACAAAUCACGCCCUCACGUGGCGGCGGCCGCAGUCGGACUGGCCCAAAGAUGCCUCGACGAAGCCUCCAAGUACGCGACCGAGCGCAAGACAUUCGGCGUACCAAUCGCGGGCCAUCAAGCGGUGGCGUUCAUGCUGGCCGAUAUGGCCAUUGGUAUCGAGCCGGCACGCUUGGCGUGGAUGAAGUCGGCCUGGUUAGCCGAUAACGGCAUUAACAACACCUACAUGGCGUCGAUCGCGAAGUGUUUGGCCGGCGACGUCGCGAACAAGUGCGCGAGCGACGCCGUACAGAUUUUCGGCGGGAACGGAUUUAAUUCCGAGUAUCCCGUCGAGAAGUUAAUGAGGGACGCGAAAAUCUUUCAAAUUUAUGAAGGCACAGCUCAAAUUCAACGGAUUGUUGUGUCGCGACACAUCAUUAAGGAGGCUAUGUCGAAUAAAUGAUUGAGUUUUUA
Messenger RNA from Photinus pyralis (common eastern firefly), 973 nucleotides. RefSeq names its product probable medium-chain specific acyl-CoA dehydrogenase, mitochondrial. Gene Ontology annotation, molecular function: medium-chain fatty acyl-CoA dehydrogenase activity. The record is from RefSeq and is a predicted model, not a curated record. The transcript is spliced from 4 exons. Lineage: Eukaryota; Metazoa; Arthropoda; Insecta; Coleoptera; Lampyridae. Gene Ontology annotation, cellular component: mitochondrion. The coding region runs from base 408 to 962 and encodes 184 amino acids. Gene Ontology annotation, biological process: medium-chain fatty acid catabolic process; fatty acid beta-oxidation.